Coccomyxa subellipsoidea C-169 is the source of this 1941-nucleotide messenger RNA. RefSeq lists its product as hypothetical. Bases 104 to 1114 code for a protein of 336 amino acids. The transcript has 9 exons. Lineage: Eukaryota; Viridiplantae; Chlorophyta; Trebouxiophyceae; Coccomyxaceae. The record is from RefSeq and is a predicted model, not a curated record.
UACGAAAAUCUAGCCACAAGCUGACUCUCGACUGAAAACCGGCAACAAAUAAACGACAAACGCCCGUUGGGAGGCUAUUUUGCGACGUCCAGAAGUUGUCACUAUGGCCUUCAGAAGGCUGUGCUACAGCCUUGCCAUCCUGGCAGUCGCGCAAGUCGCUUGCACGGCUGCCGAGAGUGCCCAGAAUGGCCUGCACGCGCUUCCCAUCAACUUCCAGGGAGACGCAAAUAGCAAGAUGGCUGGGCUUGAGGCCUGGGGCAAGAUGCUCGGCAGCGCCCUUCUCUUCAAUCAGGGAGGCAAUGCCCAGUCUGCAGCCUACAGCCUGAAGUCCUUGCUGGACAAGACACAGGAGCAGAUUGUGCUGCAGGCUGCCGGCUUGGCCAAGCAGACACAGAAGGCUGAGGAAAAGAACCCCAACGCGGUGCCGCUGCAAUUCAGCGCGGCGCGCGCAAACGAGAACCCGCUGGAGAAGUGGACGCGCGUGUUAGUCACCGAGGCCAAUGCGGCGACUAAGAAGGCGAUUACUAAGGGCUGGUCCGCGCUCAGUCGGGUCGGCCAGGCCGCCUAUGACUCAAUCCACGGCACCGGCUCGGUUUCAGAUGUCUGGUCAGCGGUCCAGACGAGCUUCCAGGCAGAUGACUCCAGCAGUGCAGAGGCUGAGGCGCAGCUGCCUCCCUUCCUGUCAGACGCCACCCUCAUUGACAUUGCAGACCCGGCGGUAUUUGCAUAUGACUUCACCCCCGUCUCAACAGACAUCACCGGAGUGGGUGUGAGUCUCAACAUCUUCAGUAUCGCACCCUGCGUGGUAGUCGUGGACGCCGUGGGUGUCAAGGUUGAGAAUGUGCUGAUCAAGGUGGAGCCAGCCCUCAUCCACGUCGGCCCAGUGGGUGUGGACGUGGGAGCAUCCCUGAUCGAAGUCACCCCACAUCUGAUCAACAUCGGCCCCUUCGGGUCUGAGCUCUCCAUCGAUCUGCCAGGCGCCAUCGCCGUCGAAGACACAGGCAUUUCGGUGUCCCCCGUCGGCACAGAGACCGAGUUCGGCCCCGGGGCAGAAGCUGAAGAAGCUGAGGGCGGCGACUCUGACGGCGCAACUGCCUCGGACUUGCUGACUUAGGGCCCCUUCUCUCAGGGGUAUUAACCCUAGCCCUACGCCCCAUGACACAUCCAUAUAAGGCUGAUGUAUCUUGCUGCACAGCUGCUUUGCAUGCGGCUCUGAUUGAUCAUUCUUUGGUGGGCCUUGUCACACAUCUGCCUGCUGUUAGCUUCUGGGGCAGCUGUGCACAGAAGGCUGCAGGGCAGGGUGUGCGAGCUGCUGGUAUGGCUCGAGACCACAGCAGCAAAGUAUGCUGCUAACAUUAGGAUUGAGGGCUCUAGCAUCUGAGCUUCAGGGUCCAGAGACUUGAUUUCAUUCACUUUCAUUCUGGGAACUGCAUGCAUGCGGCGGGGGCUGCUGAUGCUUGAAGUCUGCCUGCAUGGAGUUCAGACAUUCUCCUUUGUUUUCAGCUGCAACAUGAAGUGAAUGGUUGCCAUUUUGAGUUUUACAUGUUUCAGACCUGCUGGGGGAAGCUGACCCUGACUGCAAAAUGAAGAGCAAAGUUCUGAGAAGUGCAGUGUCUCCCUAGGAGAGGCAACAGCUUUUGCUCUUUCAGCUCAUUACUCUCAGCAGGCUCAGAGUCGUUAAAUUGGCACACCAUGAAUUCAAAAUGAAGAAAGCACACAAUGUCAUUGAACCUCAAAGUGAGAAAACCUGGAAGUGAACACGGUAAUGACACAUUGCUGCUGUCAAAGGGAAACUGGGUCUGAGAGAAUAUUGCCAGUGAUUAACAUUGCUGCUGAUAUGAUGACCUGUCAAGUGUCUGAAGUACCUUGCUGUUACAGUUGAGCCAGCCCGCACCUACUUGUGUCCACUCUGUAAGAAAUGUAAAUAGCUGUUCUUGCUGC